Molecule: messenger RNA, 2916 nt
Organism: Biomphalaria glabrata
Lineage: Eukaryota; Metazoa; Mollusca; Gastropoda; Planorbidae
Product: TRIO and F-actin-binding protein-like
Exons: 1
Coding region: 1-2916 (971 amino acids)
Source: RefSeq, a predicted model, not a curated record
AUGGUCUUGCAUAAACAUCCUUGCAAAUACCUACAAAGUAGCGAGUACACGAACGAUGAACCACGAAGUAGCGAGUACACGAACGAUGAACCUCGAAGUAGCAAGUACACGAACGAUGAACCACGAAGUAGCAAGUACACGAACGAUGAACCACUCGCGGUAAGUAGCGAGUACACGAACGAUGAACCACUCGCGGUAAGUAGCGAGUACACGAACGAUGAACCACGAAGUAGCAAGUACACGAACGAUGAACCACUCGCGGUAAGUAGCGAGUACACGAACGAUGAACCACUCGCGGUAAGUAGCAAGUACACGAACGAUGAACCACUCGCGGUAAGUAGCGAGUACACGAACGAUGAACCACUCGCGGUAAGUAGCGAGUACACGAACGAUGAACCACUCGCGGUAAGUAGCGAGUACACGAACGAUGAACCACUCGCGGUAAGUAGCGAGUACACGAACGAUGAACCACGAAGUAGCAAGUACACGAACGAUGAACCACGAAGUAGCAAGUACACGAACGAUGAACCAAGAAGUAGCAAGUACACGAACGAUGAACCACGAAGUAGCAAGUACACGAACGAUGAACCAAGAAGUAGCAAGUACACGAACGAAGAACCAAUCGCGGUAAGUAGCGAGUACACGAACGAUGAACCACUCGCGGUAAGUAGCGAGUACACGAACGAUGAACCACGAAGUAGCAAGUACACGAACGAUGAACCACGAAGUAGCAAGUACACGAACGAUGAACCAAGAAGUAGCAAGUACACGAACGAUGAACCACGAAGUAGCAAGUACACGAACGAUGAACCACGAAGUAGCGAGUACACGAACGAUGAACCAAGAAGUAGCAAGUACACGAACGAUGAACCACGAAGUAGCGAGUACACGAACGAUGAACCACGAAGUAGCAAGUACACGAACGAUGAACCACGAAGUAGCAAGUACACGAACGAUGAACCAAGAAGUAGCAAGUACACGAACGAUGAACCAAGAAGUAGCAAGUACACGAACGAUGAACCACGAAGUAGCGAGUACACGAACGAUGAACCACGAAGUAGCAAGUACACGAACGAUGAACCACGAAGUAGCGAGUACACGAACGAUGAACCACGAAGUAGCAAGUACACGAACGAUGAACCAAGAAGUAGCAAGUACACGAACGAUGAACCACGAAGUAGCAAGUACACGAACGAUGAACCAAGAAGUAGCAAGUACACGAACGAUGAACCAAGAAGUAGCAAGUACACGAACGAUGAACCACGAAGUAGCAAGUACACGAACGAUGAACCAAGAAGUAGCAAGUACACGAACGAUGAACCACGAAGUAGCAAGUACACGAACGAUGAACCAAGAAGUAGCAAGUACACGAACGAUGAACCACGAAGUAGCGAGUACACGAACGAUGAACCACGAAGUAGCAAGUACACGAACGAUGAACCACGAAGUAGCAAGUACACGAACGAUGAACCACGAAGUAGCAAGUACACGAACGAUGAACCACGAAGUAGCAAGUACACGAACGAUGAACCACGAAGUAGCGAGUACACGAACGAUGAACCACGAAGUAGCAAGUACACGAACGAUGAACCAAGAAGUAGCAAGUACACGAACGAUGAACCAAGAAGUAGCAAGUACACGAACGAUGAACCACGAAGUAGCGAGUACACGAACGAUGAACCACGAAGUAGCAAGUACACGAACGAUGAACCACGAAGUAGCGAGUACACGAACGAUGAACCACGAAGUAGCAAGUACACGAACGAUGAACCAAGAAGUAGCAAGUACACGAACGAUGAACCACGAAGUAGCAAGUACACGAACGAUGAACCACGAAGUAGCAAGUACACGAACGAUGAACCAAGAAGUAGCAAGUACACGAACGAUGAACCACGAAGUAGCAAGUACACGAACGAUGAACCAAGAAGUAGCAAGUACACGAACGAUGAACCAAGAAGUAGCAAGUACACGAACGAUGAACCACGAAGUAGCGAGUACACGAACGAUGAACCACGAAGUAGCAAGUACACGAACGAUGAACCACGAAGUAGCAAGUACACGAACGAUGAACCAAGAAGUAGCAAGUACACGAACGAUGAACCAAGAAGUAGCAAGUACACGAACGAUGAACCACGAAGUAGCGAGUACACGAACGAUGAACCACGAAGUAGCAAGUACACGAACGAUGAACCACGAAGUAGCGAGUACACGAACGAUGAACCACGAAGUAGCAAGUACACGAACGAUGAACCAAGAAGUAGCAAGUACACGAACGAUGAACCACGAAGUAGCAAGUACACGAACGAUGAACCAAGAAGUAGCAAGUACACGAACGAUGAACCAAGAAGUAGCAAGUACACGAACGAUGAACCACGAAGUAGCGAGUACACGAACGAUGAACCACGAAGUAGCAAGUACACGAACGAUGAACCAAGAAGUAGCAAGUACACGAACGAUGAACCAAGAAGUAGCAAGUACACGAACGAUGAACCACGAAGUAGCGAGUACACGAACGAUGAACCACGAAGUAGCAAGUACACGAACGAUGAACCACGAAGUAGCAAGUACACGAACGAUGAACCACGAAGUAGCAAGUACACGAACGAUGAACCACGAAGUAGCAAGUACACGAACGAUGAACCACGAAGUAGCGAGUACACGAACGAUGAACCACGAAGUAGCAAGUACACGAACGAUGAACCACGAAGUAGCAAGUACACGAACGAUGAACCACGAAGUAGCAAGUACACGAACGAUGAACCACGAAGUAGCAAGUACACGAACGAUGAACCACGAAGUAGCAAGUACACGAACGAUGAACCAAGAAGUAGCAAGUACACGAACGAUGAACCAAGAAGUAGCAAGUACACGAACGAUGAACCACGAAGUAGCGAGUACACGAACGAUGAACCAUGA